Anoplopoma fimbria (sablefish) is the source of this 1857-nucleotide messenger RNA. RefSeq names its product mitochondrial fission factor a (gene mffa). Gene Ontology annotation, biological process: positive regulation of mitochondrial fission. The coding region runs from base 202 to 1116 and encodes 304 amino acids. The transcript is spliced from 8 exons. Lineage: Eukaryota; Metazoa; Chordata; Actinopteri; Perciformes; Anoplopomatidae. Gene Ontology annotation, cellular component: peroxisome; mitochondrial outer membrane. The record is from RefSeq and is a predicted model, not a curated record.
UACCGGAAGUAGAGAGGACGUGCCUCUCUGUCUCUCUUAUCAACACUGGAAAUGCAUGACAGCUACAUAACGUGUAAUGUUUGCAUUUAACUGUACGAAUUUGAUUAUAUUAAGACGUAUUUAAUUGUUUUAAAAUCGGGAACAUAUUGCUAAGUUGUUCUUUGGGAGGUAGUUUAUCCGUAGAAACAAACAACACGCGAUAUGAACGGGGCAGCAUUCCCUUCCCCCACGGCAGAGAUGGCUGAGAUGAACCGCAUCCAGUAUGAGCUGGACUACACCGAGGGGAUCAGCCAGAGGAUGCGCAUCCCUGAGAUGCUCAAAGUGGCUCCUCAAUCCCGCGAAGACCCUAACUUUGGAUCUCAGGAGGUCCCCCACAGUGUCGUAAUGCAAGUCCCAGAGAGAAUUGUUAUUGCAGGAGACAGUAGUGACCCCCAGUUCCCCAGACCCAGGGACCUGGACCUAAUCCAGUCAACACCACUAGAAACCCUAUCACUGAAGACUCCACCCAGAGUCCUCACCCUCAGUGAUCGUCCCCUGGACUUCCUGGAAGAGGAGCAGCAGGCUGCUCCAGACAGUGAGGAAGUGGUGCGCCCCCAAGCACGAGUACGGCGGGAACGUUCAGCCAGUGAGAACGCAGCUGCCCGUCAUAACAGUCAGCUGAUGCGCAAUGAUUCUGCUGCGACCCCGUCCCCCCCAGCCACUGUCCACCCAUGCCCCUCUCUCACCGUGACUGAAGAAGAUCACAACCUGUACAGCGCUAGCGGUGUUCUAUCUUUCCUCCAGUCCACUACACGUCGGGCCUACCAGCAGGUCCUGGAGGUCUUGGACGAGAACCCUCGCAGCAAACCAUCCCUGCGAGGGGGGUCGGCCACAAGCUCCAACCCCCUGCAUGACUCCAGGCUUGCAUUAUCAACAUAUGAAACAUCACUGGAUGCUGGGUCUGAUGACAUGACUGUGGUUGAUGCGACAACGCUUCGCCGUCAGCUCAUCAAAUUGAACCGGAGGCUGCAACAUUUGGAGGAGGAGAACAAAGAGCGAACAAAGCGAGAGAUGAUCCUGUACUCGGUGACUGUAGCCUUCUGGCUCGUCAACACCUGGGUGUGGUUGCGGCGUUAAAGCCGGCCUGUAUUUCUGCCAUCGACGUGAAUGAAGAACGUACUAUCCCUUAUUCUGUGUCAAAUGUUAGCUAACCGCUGCACUCAGUCCCCGUGUGAGGAAGACCUUGUGUACAUGUGUGUACAUGUGUACAAGGCCGGUUCGCUCACGGGGCUUAUAUUUUGAUUUGGUUUAUUUAAUACAUGUACAGUUUUAUUUUUGUACUCUUAUUUCAUCCUGUUUCACAUUUCUCAUUUUUUUGUUUUUAUUACAAACCACCUUGCUUAACGCUAAGCAUGACUUGCUGUAAAUAUUUGUCCGUGUCACUCAGAGUUUUGGAUAGAAGUCAUCCAGAGAUAAAGUAAAGAAUAGUUUACCAAAAUGGGAAAAAAAUGCAGCGUGGAGAUGUAACAUGUUGAAUAUUUAUUGGGGAAAGAGUAAUAUGUGACUUGAACUGGGAAUACAAUUUACUAAACCAUACAUACGACGUGUUGUCCUGGAUUUCUUUUUUCGAGGUGAAAACCUAAGAAUUACCUGAAGAAUGACAAGGUCCCGCAUUUGGCUGACAUUGUUUACUGUUUUUAUUUACACAGGUUAUAUUUUUUGAAAUCAUAAUUUCUGCUGAACUAUGUUGUCUUUUUUUUUUUCUUUAGAUGCACUGUGUAGCUAGUAUGCAAUUGAUUUCAAAUAAUUCAAAUUUAGUCAUUUACAUCUGUGUUUUCCGAAUAUGAUAUAAAGCUAUUGUUGCCACUAAAUUAAAAU